Messenger RNA from Eimeria mitis, 2343 nucleotides. RefSeq lists its product as uncharacterized. The record is from RefSeq and is a predicted model, not a curated record. The coding region runs from base 1 to 2343 and encodes 780 amino acids. The transcript has 6 exons. Lineage: Eukaryota; Apicomplexa; Conoidasida; Eucoccidiorida; Eimeriidae.
AUGGGGGCUGAGGAGGCGGUGGGCACAGAGUUGCAGCAAACAGAGCAGCCUGAGCAGCAGCAACCAGAAGAACAGAGUCAGCAGCACCAAACGACUGAGCCACAGCAGCAGGAAGAGCAGAAACACGAAGAUGCGCAGCAGCAGCAGCAGCAGCAGCAGCAGCAGCAGCAGCAGCAGGAGCAGGAGCAGCAGCCGCAACAGCAGGAAGCAGAAGAGGAGAAGCAGCAGCAAAAGCAGCCCGAGCUAGAAGGAGAGCAGCAGCAGCAGCAGGGGAUGAAAGACGAACAGCAAGUGCAGCAGCACGAACAGGCAGAACAGCAGCAGCUGCAGCAGCAGGAGCCGAAGCAAGAGCCCCUGCAGCAGCAGCAGCAGCAGCAAGAGCAGCAACAGCAGGCGCAGCAGCUGGAACAGGAAGAGAAGAAAGAAAAGGAAACCCAAGAACAGCAUGCAGACGGGCACGAGCAGCAGCAGGAACAGCAGCAGCAGCAGCAAGACCAGCAGCAGCAGCAGGACCACCAGCAGCAGGAAUCACAGCAGCAGCAGCAAACCACGGAUAAGGCGCCAGAGCAGCAGAAUACUGAGCAGCAGCAGCAGCAGAAAGAGCAGCAUGAGGGGCAACAACAAAAGUCAGAGCAACCGCCGCAACAGGACGAGCAGCAGCAGCAGCAGCAGCAGCAGCAGCAGCAAGAGCAGCAGCAUGGGGAUGAACUGCAGCAGCAAAAGGAGCUUGGGCAACAGCAACAGCCGCAGGGGACCAGCGAGAUGCAGCAGGAGCAGCAGAAACCCGGUGAUGAAGUGCAGCAAGAAAGCCAGCAGCAGCAGCAGCAGCAGCAGCAGCAGCAGCAGCAGCAGGAAGCUGAGCAUCAGCCGCAAAUAGGAAAUACAAAGGAAGAGGAGAAACAACGGGACCAAGAGACAGAACAGCAGAAGCAGCAGCAGCAACAGCAGCAGCAGCAGGACGAGCAGCAGCCACAAUCGCAGCAGCAAGAUGAGCAGCGGCAGCAGAGUCAGGAUGAAAAGCAGCAGCAGCAGCAAAAACAGGUGGAGCAGCAGCAGCAGCAGCAGCAGCAGCAGAAGCCGAAUUUGCCGGAUCAGAAGCAGCAGCAGCAAGAGGAGCAGCAGAGUAAGCAGGCGCUGAAGAGCAAGGAUGAUCCAGGGAAGAAGAAACAACAGCAACAGCAGCAGCAGCAGCAGCAGCAGCAGCAGCAGCAGCAGCAGCAGCAACAGCAGCAGAAUGCAACAGAAAAAACAGCAGUAGCUGUCGAUGAAGCUGCAACGCCUCGGGCUGUGUCUCCUAACGAGGCAGAAGAUCCUGUAGCUCCCUCUUCUCCUCAGCAGCAGCAGCAGCCACAACAACAGCAGCAGCAGCAGGAGCAGCAGCAGCAGCAGGAGCAGCAGCAGGAGCAGCAGCAGCAGCAGGAGGAGCAGCAGCAGCAGCAGCAGGAGGAACAGGGGGAGCAGCAGUUUUUAGCGAAGAAAAGGCUGAGCGAGGAUUACAGUUUCUUAAUGUUUGGGUCCCGCAUAUCUCUGGAUGGGUAUGAGGAGUUUUCUAUGGCGGGGGAUACCCUGAAGCCGCAGCAGCAGCAGCAGCAGCAGCAGCAGCAGCAACGAGACAGCAGCAGCUACUGGACAGACCCUUUGAAAGAAAGGAGACAAAAGAUGGCAGCAAGAAAAGCACUGGAGACAGCAGACGGAGAAAUAGGACGCCUGAUGCUGGAGCUGCGCAAGCGGGUAGCUGAGAUGCCCGCUGACCCUAACGAACGCCUGGGGGUGCUGGAGACUUUGUCUCUCGAGCGUCCGGCUGGGCGCCGCGUAGUCUCCUUAAGCAGCAGCAACAGCAUUGGCAGCAGCAGACAGCAAUCUAUGGGGGCCCCAGGUCAGGGCCCCCAGGAGAGCAGCAGCAGCAGCAGCAACAACAACAGCAGCAGCAACACGGGUGCAUGCAAUGAGGGUGAGGAUCAGUCUGGAUUGAAUCUGAGUGGGGAUGACGAAGCAGCAUUUGCUGCUGCAGCAGCAGCAGCAGCAGCAGCAGCAAACCAAGGUGACCCUAGACACCCAGGCUCUCUCCCAGGCUUUGUCCACUGGUUAGCUCGCCUAGAAGUCUUAGAGGCCCUUCGCUGUAUCUUUCGCGAUGAUGUCUCCUUCUCCGUCAACAGCAACACAAAGAUAGAAGCCAUGAUGGUCCUCAAGGCUCUGCUGCGGAGAUACCGACAAGAGAGAAGACAGCAGCUAGCCAACGCCGAGGUCCCCUCUGCCAGCUCAGCUGCUGGUAUGAACUGCGGGGCUGGGCGGUCCCCCUGCAUGCCUGCAGACAGGCGCAUGCGGCGUAAAUCUUUCCGGUGA